Molecule: messenger RNA, 972 nt
Organism: Oenanthe melanoleuca
Lineage: Eukaryota; Metazoa; Chordata; Aves; Passeriformes; Muscicapidae
Gene: FAM219B
Product: family with sequence similarity 219 member B
Exons: 6
Coding region: 14-478 (154 amino acids)
Source: RefSeq, a predicted model, not a curated record
GGCCGGGGCGGCCAUGGCGACGGGCGGCGGCGGGGCCGCGGCAGCUCCCGGUGCCGGUUCUGGUCCCGCUGCGAGCGGCCGGCGGGGCCCGGGGCUGAUUUGGGCUGAAAAGAAGAGGCUGAACAAAGGGACAGAUGUGGUGGAGAAAAGGGGCCCGUACAUCAUGAGCAAACCUCCCUCCAUUCAGGCCAAGCUGAAGAGGCAGCGGGAGCUGGCAAAGGCAGCGCUGCGGAGGCAGGGGCUGCUGGGGGCACCCACUGCCCUGAAACCAACUCCUAAAAGGUCUGUGAAGUUCAACAAGGGCUACACGGCGCUCAGCCAGACAGCUGAUGAAAACCUGGUCUCCCUCGACUCAGACAGUGAUGGCGAGCCAGGAUCCAGGUGUUCCUCAGGAUACUCCUCCUCCGAGGCAAGUGACCCAGGACCUGAGCCGGCAGCUGCUGCAGGACGGGUACCACCUCGACGAGGUCCCCGAUGAUGAGGACCUGGAUCUCAUCCCCCCAAAACCUGCUGCCUCCUCUUCUUGCCCCUGUUGUUUUGGAGAAGGUCUCUCCUGCGUGAUCCAGUAGCUGCACAAGAACAGGUCAAAAAUCCAGCACUUUUUUUGUCCCGUGGGAUGGCUGGUGAGUGGCCGGGUCCCACGCCAGGACGGUGACACAAGGACUGAACGAUGCUGCUCAUGGCAGAGACCAACUGACCCCUAAAGACUUUUCCUUACACUCAGCAAUAUUGGGGGGAGGUGGCUCAGUGAUGUUUUGGUGGCCUGGAUGGGACCUGGCACUUGGCUGGGGUGGGAAGGGAGAACAGGCAGAGCCUGGCACCUCCACAGGGGUAUAAAGGGAAGGGUUUGGGAGUUUCUGGGGUUGGAGCUAAUGGCUUAUUCCCAUUCUCCUCAAUGCUGCUUUGAUGCAGGUGAGGCACAGCCCAGGCCCCCCUUGGAUUUGGGGGGCUGGGGAGCCUCCCUGCUGCAAA